CAAGAGAAGCCACAAUUUAUUACUGCUCUGAUACAGUAAGAAAUUACUAUUGUUAUUUUUAAUGAAAUUUAUAAAUCACUGCAAGAAUUUAAAAGAAAAGCAUUUUUUUCCUGCUAAAAGAUCCCUCCCCCCGCCCCGUCAAGUCCAGGAGACCUUACAUGUUGACAAAAUGAACAUGGAAAGGCAUACUUGCCAAUAGAACACUAACUGUGAGAUUUGUUUUGAAACAUGAUAAUAAUAACAAUAAACUCUGGGCUUAAGUACAAACUAAUGGAGCAAAGAUGGGUUGGAAACGCACAAAGUUCUCUAACUUGGAAACUGAAGACUUGGUGGAACAGCCCCCCUCUCUUAAAAUUAUGUCACCCUCUGGGAUAGAUAAAAAGCGUAUAUUCCGUGACAUAAUACUCUGUAUAAUCUUCUUAAUCUGUGGCAUUUUAAUCGGAUGGUUUUCAAAGAGUACACACCAUGAGAAAAAGACUUUUAAGUGCAUAAACCAUAACUCGGCUACACCUUCAACAUCACCUGAUCAUUCAAAUCAAUUUUUUACUUCAUAUUCAACAACUGAAAGUCACUUACUGAGGGAUGAUCCCAUUGAAAAGAUUUUAGCAAACCUAGAUAAACAGAGAAUCAAAAGUAAUUUACGAGACUACACACAAAAACCUCGUUUAACAGGAACGCCUGGUGAGAAAGAAUUAGUGGAUAAAAUCUUUAACACAUGGAAGGAGAAUGGCUUGACUGGCGUUGUUAUCACACCAUAUAGAAUUCUUAUGUCAUAUCCAAACAUAACUCAACCAAAUCAGAUUGAAAUCCGUUUUCAAAAUCAAACAGUGUUUACGUCCCAUUUCUAUGAAAAAACACUCAGAAAAGAAGAUGAUUCAUCAAAACUUGUGCCACCUUACAAUUCCUUUGCACCCAGUGGCAUUGCUGAGGGUCCUUUAAUCUAUGUCAACUAUGGCAGAAUUGAAGACUUUCAGUACCUCCAUAAAAAUCAUUCCGUAAACUUCAAAGGCUCAAUAGUCAUUGCACGCUAUGGAAAGAUUUUUAGAGGUGAUAAGCUAAAAAUAGCAGCCCAGUACAAUGCAAGUGGAAUGAUCUUGUACACAGACCCAGCAGACUUCAACAUUGGUGAGAAUAAAACAUAUCCAGAUACAUGGUGGCUACCUGAGCAGGCUGUGCAGAGAGGAACAGUGGGUGGUGAUGGAGACUACUUGACACCAUUAUAUCCCGCUACAGAAGACGCAUAUCGGAUAAGUUUGGCUGAAGCCAGAAAGCUGUUACCAAAAAUACCUUGUCAACCCAUUGGUUAUGGUGAUGCCCAAGUAUUAUUAUCUGAGAUGGAUGGUGAAGUAGUUCCUUCAGAUUGGCAGGGAAAACUCCCCAUAACAUACAAAAUAGGUCCAGGUCAUGUAAAUUCUUCAUUAACAGUCAGGUUACAAGUGAACAACUAUGAGAGCAUUACAACAACAUGGAAUGUCAUUGGAUAUAUUAAAGGGGAAUUGGAACCAGAUCGGUAUGUCAUAUUGGGAAAUCAUCAUGAUUCUUGGGUUUAUAGUGCUGUAGAUCCUUUGUCUGGGGCUGCAUCUUUGACUGAGAUCACACGAGUUCUGGGAAAUAUGUCAAAGGAAGGCUGGAAACCAAGAAGAACAAUCGUAUUUUGUUCAUGGGGAGGGGAAGAACAGGGUCUUAUUGGCUCUACAGAAUGGGUUGAGGAACAUAUGAAAGAAUUGUAUGAACGUGGUGUUGCAUAUCUAAAUGUGGAUUAUGCUCUUGACUUUUACGAAAAACUCUCUAUAAAUACAAGCCCAUUGCUGCAAGAUGUUAUGUAUAAAAGUGCCAAAAAGGUUCCCAAUCCAAGCCCGCACCACAAUGGUACUACUUUGUAUGAUAAUUGGAAGCACCAGUACCCUGAAGGAGAUGAGCCAAAGGUGAGUUACUCGUUAGGAUCUGGCAGUGAUAUGGCAACAUUUUACCAGCGUGCUGGUGUCCCAAGCAUGGACUUUUUUUAUACAUAUGAUUCAGAAAAAUGGAAAACAUUGUCUUACCCUUCGUACCACACUGCCUAUGACACAUUUUAUUAUUACACUAAAUUCGUAGACCCCAGCUUCAAUUAUACACUUGCUAUCUCACAGUUGUGGUCAAUACUAGCCUGUUACCUGGCUGAAGACAAAAUUUUAGAAUUUGAUCUCCGGCGAUAUUCCAACAUCAUUGCAGUGUCUGUGUAUGACUUAUGUAAAAAGCAUGAUCACAUUUUCUCAAACCGUUCAGUCAAUAUUGAGUCAUUACAUGAUGCCUCAAAGAAAUUUGUACAAGCAACAGAAAAAUUUCAUGAUUUCUAUAAACCUAAAAUUGAUGCAGACAACCCGUUACAAGUACGAAUACUGAAUGACAAAAUGAUACAGCUGGAGAGAACCUUUAUUGAUCCUGAAGGAAUAAUUGGCAAAAGACAAUACAAACAUGUCAUUUUUGCACCCAUGGAACACGAUGCUUAUUCAGAUGCUUCUUUCCCUGGAAUCAAGGAGUGUAUUUGGAAAAUCGAAAAUGAAAAUGCUGACGUUUGGGAGGAGCUGAAACAACAGAUCUCAGUUGCUACGUACACAAUCCUGACGGCUGCUGAGUCACUUGAUGAAAUUGGAUUAGGGUUUAACAGAGCAAACCAUACCGAGUGAUCUGGUGAUCCGUCAAGCCUAUUACAUCAGUGGUCAGAAUCCAGAGCUUGUUAACUGAGUGAUCCAUCAAUCAAAUAUUGAUGAUGUGGAUCACAUUCCAUGCAUUUUUUAAGUGAUCCAUCAACGCUAAAUCAUCAUGAUUCAUGGUCUUUACAAAAUAUUAUUUUAGACUAUUUUUUAAAUCCAAUCUUUUAUUAUUAUUAUUAUUAUUAUCAUUAUUAUUGUUAUUAUUAUUAUUAUUAUUAUUAUUAUUACUUUCAAUUUUUUAUUAUUAUCUUUUCAUUUUUUUCUACAAAUGAUCGUUUUACUGAGAGUUGAACGAGAUAUUUGGAAAAAGAGAAAAGAAAAAUGAUGAGGUGUUAUUUAAUCCAAAAGAAAACAUCGAAACUACACUGGUAUAUUGGUUAGCUAUAUAACAUAUUUUCUCACAGGUUUUUAAUACCCUAAGGGAUCAGUUUUGAUCCUACAGAUCAAUUUCCCCUUCAGUUUGCUACCACAACAUAACAGUAUAGAUACCAAUUUACUGUCAUUAGCUUCCAUUCCUUGGUGCUAAUUCCUUGGCAUUUCCCUACACUCCAAAUUUCUACAGCUUCAGGUUUUUUUCUGUUGUUUCUGGGAUAUUUCUGGGAUUAUAUUCAAUGUUUUAGUAAAUUAUAAACUCUUCUUUUGUUCUUUUUC
This is a messenger RNA of Octopus sinensis (East Asian common octopus), 3344 nucleotides long. Its product is annotated as N-acetylated-alpha-linked acidic dipeptidase 2. NCBI's taxonomy places the organism in Eukaryota, Metazoa, Mollusca, Cephalopoda, Octopoda, Octopodidae. Gene Ontology annotation, molecular function: carboxypeptidase activity. The transcript has 23 exons. The record is from RefSeq and is a predicted model, not a curated record. The coding region runs from base 282 to 2666 and encodes 794 amino acids.